AUGUGGAGUGCUGGGAAUCCAGAGACAGGAGAAGUUCUCCCUUCACCCCGUCAACUCCCCAGCAGUUCUGCUAUUCUGGAGAUGCCUUCUGACCAUUCUGGAGUCCUGUACCUCAGCCCAGAGACUGGACUUUUACAAGACGAGGAAGAGCUACCCGGACUGGAGGAGUACGUCGUUGUGGACCAAGUCAGCUCGGACGAGGAAGAGCCCUCGCGCCUCUCAGGACUCCGAGUGAUUGACAGCCACUUUCAUCUCGACAGGACAAGCCGCCAGAUCUGGGGAAAUAGUAGCGGUCACACCGUCGAGGACCUGCUGGAAUACAGCUAUUCUGAUGGUGUGAUCGAGCGAUCGGGAUUGCCAGUGGACGUGGUUGGAGGUGUCAUUGUCUACAGUGAGCCCAGCACCUAUCCACCUGUGGAUUUCACGCUGCAGGGGCCCUGGAGAGUGGCUGUGGGUGUCCAUCCAAAGCAUUUUGAGACACUCACAGUCGACCGGAAGAUCUGCCUCCAGCGACUACUGGAGCAUCCAAAGGUUGUGGCCUUAGGAGAGUGCGGACUAGACCGUACCAUUCCUGUCGUCAAGUGGAGACGCCAAGGGGAGGUUUUCGCCAAACUACUCAGGAUGGCGAGACCAGCGCAGCCUCUGGUUCUGCACUUGAGGGGAGUAAAGGAGGACGGCUACGGCACGGAUGUCUACAGGUCUGCUCUAGUCAUGGUGGAGGAUGCAUGUUCCAAGGAGCAGGGGAUCCAUCUCCAUUGCUUCAUGGGGGAAGAGGACGUCGUGCGUGCAUGGCUCCGUAGGUUUCCGAAAACGUAUUUUGGAGUCACAGCCGCAGUCAGACGGUUCGACGACCCCCAGAUUGAAGGUCUCCGAGCGAUCCCUAGGGACCGGUUACUCCUGGAUACUGACUCUCCGUACUUCCCACCCGCUAAGACCAGAAUAAGCACUCCAGCUUACAUCGGAGAGACAGCCGUCAUUUUAGCCGCCCACCUGGAUGCUAGGACCCCGGAAAUCCUGGAGCUUGCAACCAGCAACGCUACAGCCCUGUACGGGUUGUAG
Messenger RNA from Pecten maximus, 1059 nucleotides. RefSeq lists its product as uncharacterized. The record is from RefSeq and is a predicted model, not a curated record. The transcript is spliced from 2 exons. Bases 1 to 1059 code for a protein of 352 amino acids. Lineage: Eukaryota; Metazoa; Mollusca; Bivalvia; Pectinida; Pectinidae. Gene Ontology annotation, molecular function: hydrolase activity, acting on ester bonds.